ACAUUAAAACACACUAGCUCUUCACUCUCCACACAACCCCGCCCAAAUGGCCGCCUUCGCGCCGCCCUCUUCUUCUCUCCGCCUCCGCUUCCUCUCCUUCUACCCCAUCAGACCUCUCCUCCCCAACUCAAAACCUCCAACUCUCCCGCCUCUUCUCCCCCGCCCUUUCCCGCCCUCCUCCGCCCCUCCCCGCCGCUCCUUCUGCUCCGUCGUCGCCGCAGCUCUCCACUCCGGCGAGACCACCGCCGCUCCCCGAAUUUCGGAAACGUUGAAGGACAGAGUUGGCCAGUUCAGGAAGAAGCUCAAGGUCGCUGAUAUCAAGGGCGGCCCCGACCAAGGCCUCGACCGGCUCGGCCAGACUCUGGUGGUUACCGGCUGGGUUCGGACUCUUCGGGUCCAAAGCACCGUCACCUUCAUUGAGGUUAAUGACGGUUCAUGUCUCUCGAAUAUGCAAUGUGUAAUGGACUCCGAUGCCGAAGGCUAUGAUCAGGUAGAGUCUGGCUCAGUCACAACUGGUGCUUCGAUAUGGGUGCAAGGUGUUGUGGCUGCUAGCCAAGGAUCAAAGCAAAAAGUGGAAUUGAAGAUCAACAAAAUUGUGGUGGUUGGAAAGAGUGAUCCUUCUUUUCCCAUCCAAAAGAAAAGGGUCAGCAGAGAAUUUCUGAGAACGAAAGCUCAUCUCCGGCCAAGAACCAAUACUUUUGGUGCGGUUGCAAGAGUAAGAAAUGCUUUGGCUUAUGCUACUCACAACUUUUUCCAAGAAAAUGGAUUUGUGUGGGUCUCCAGUCCCAUUAUAACUGGUUCAGAUUGUGAAGGAGCAGGUGAACAAUUCUGUGUAACUACUCUGAUACCAAGCUCCAGAGAAGUCUCUGAUUCCCCUAUCAAUGGUAUACCAAAAAAGGAGGAUGGCCGAGUUGAUUGGUCACAAGAUUUCUUUGGGAAACCAGCAUUUUUAACUGUUUCUGGCCAACUCAAUGCUGAAACAUAUGCAACUGCUCUUUCUGAUGUUUAUACCUUUGGUCCCACAUUUAGGGCCGAAAAUUCCAACACAUCAAGGCACCUGGCUGAAUUCUGGAUGAUUGAGCCUGAACUUGCAUUUGCUGAUCUGAAUGAUGACAUGGCCUGUGCAACUGCCUAUCUCCAGUAUGUAGUGAGACAUGUGCUCGAUAAUUGCAAAGAAGACAUGGAUUUUUUCAAUACUUGGAUUGAGAAAGGAAUCAUCGAACGAUUGACUGAUGUAGCCGAGAAAGACUUUGUGCAGUUGACUUACACUGAUGCAGUUGAACUUCUUCUUAGAGCAAAGAAGAAAUUUGAAUUCCCAGUGAAGUGGGGAUGUGAUUUGCAGAGUGAGCAUGAGCGUUAUAUAACUGAAGAGGCAUUUAGUGGAUGCCCAGUUAUUGUCAGGGACUACCCAAAGGAGAUAAAGGCAUUCUACAUGCGACAAAAUGAUGAUGGAAAGACUGUAGCAGCUAUGGAUAUGUUGGUUCCCCGGGUUGGAGAGCUUAUUGGUGGAAGCCAGAGAGAAGAGAGGCUUGAAUAUUUAGAAGAUCGGUUGGAUGAAUUAAAGCUGAAUAAGGAGGCAUACUGGUGGUAUCUUGAUUUGCGUCGUUAUGGGUCAGUUCCUCAUGCGGGCUUUGGUCUGGGUUUCGAAAGGCUUGUACAAUUUGCAACUGGGAUGGAGAAUAUCAGAGAUGUGAUUCCUUUCCCUCGGACACCUGGUUCAUCAGAAUUUUGA
Fragaria vesca subsp. vesca is the source of this 1732-nucleotide messenger RNA. Its product is annotated as asparagine--tRNA ligase, chloroplastic/mitochondrial-like. Gene Ontology annotation, biological process: asparaginyl-tRNA aminoacylation. Bases 47 to 1732 code for a protein of 561 amino acids. The record is from RefSeq and is a predicted model, not a curated record. Lineage: Eukaryota; Viridiplantae; Streptophyta; Magnoliopsida; Rosales; Rosaceae. The transcript is spliced from 15 exons. Gene Ontology annotation, cellular component: mitochondrion. Gene Ontology annotation, molecular function: ATP binding; asparagine-tRNA ligase activity.